Molecule: messenger RNA, 2577 nt
Organism: Gasterosteus aculeatus aculeatus (three-spined stickleback)
Lineage: Eukaryota; Metazoa; Chordata; Actinopteri; Perciformes; Gasterosteidae
Source: RefSeq, a predicted model, not a curated record
UGUUUUCCCGCCCGUCGCGUCACUGGCUGCGCUUUCAGCUAGCAAUGGAUGCUUACAUCAGCUGUGAGAGGCUUUGACAGCGGGGACCUGGCUGGUUUGGACCAUUCGGACCCGGAGUCCAGUUGGCAGACAUGGUGAGGCACAGCGCGAUGACAGAAUUGCAAACCUUCCAGCACUCUCUCCAGGGUGACUCCCUGCCGUUGGGCCAAGCGGGGCAGAGCUGUGGGGGAACUCAGGAGAACGGGGUCACUCCGGAGGGGAGACGGCCCCCCUCCCCGGUCCCAGCAGAUAUCGAGAAAAGCCAGCCAGUGAACAUCCCCGAUGCAGCGAAAAGAAAAAAGAAGAAGAGAACCAGAGCGACGGACAGCUCCAUGGGCACUUUUAAUGAUCUGUACAAGCUGACGGAUGAGGUGCUCGGUCAAGGGGCCUACGCUAAAGUUCAAGGGUGCAUAAGUUUGCAGAACGGACAGGAGUAUGCUGUGAAGAUUAUAGAAAAGAGUGCGGGGCACAGCCGGAGCAGAGUCUUUCGAGAAGUGGAAACUCUCUACCAGUGUCAAGGAAACAACAACAUUUUGGAAUUGAUCCAUUUCUUUGAAGACAGCUGCUGCUUUUAUUUGGUGUUUGAAAAGCUGCGUGGUGGCACCAUUCUCACACACAUCCAGAACCGGAAGUACUUUGACGAGCUGGAGGCCAGUAAGGUGGUCAGGGACAUCGCCCAAGCGCUUGACUUCCUGCACACUAAAGGUAGGACACCUAACACCCGUUCUAUGGCAGUCUGUGGAUUCCUUAUGUACUUUUCCUCAUGGAGACUGUGCUGUCUUGCAGGCAUUGCCCAUCGAGACCUCAAGCUGGAGAACAUCCUCUGUGAAUACACUGAUCGGGUGUCCCCAGUGAAGAUCUGCGACUUUGACUUGGGGAGUGGAGUGAAGCUCAGCAGUGCCUGUACGCCCAUAACGACCCCGGAGCUCACCACGCCGUGUGGCUCAGCAGAGUAUAUGGCUCCAGAAGUAGUCGAGGUGUUCACUGACGAGGCCUCUUUCUACGACAAACGCUGUGACCUUUGGAGUCUCGGGGUCAUCCUCUACAUCCUACUGAGCGGAAGCCCCCCGUUCACAGGCCGCUGUGGCACCGACUGUGGCUGGGACCGCGGAGAAACCUGCAGGACCUGCCAGACUCACCUGUUCGAGAGCAUCCAGCAGGGCAAGUACGAAUUCCCAGACAAGGACUGGGAUCACAUCACCGAGGGGGCCAAGGAUCUCAUCUCCAAGCUGCUGGUUCGGGACGCAACCCUUCGCCUCAGUGCUGCUCGGGUCCUCAAGCACCCUUGGGUGCAAGGGAACGCCCCAGAGAGAGGUCUUCCCACUCCUCAUGUUCUACAGAGGAACAGCAGCACCAAAGACCUGAGCCAGUUCGCAGCCGACGCCAUCGCCUUCAACCGGCAGCUGUCUCAGCACGACGAGCAGCGGGAGGACGUGGGGGCCGUCGUUUGCCCCGUGAGGCUUUCCCCUCCUUCCAACUCCAGACUGGCCCGCCGGCGGGCGCAGACCAACGCGCUGCGCAGCAGUGACUUCGCCCCCGCGUCCGACGACCUCACGGCCUGACAAGUCUCCUCGAUGGGAGGGGGUCGGGGGGGGGCGGGGUCUGAUUGAUUUCUUUUUAGCCUCCGCCUGCUCCGGGCGGGUGUUGGUUUUCUUCUUUUCUAUCAGCAGCGGGCUGUUAGGAUCAGCCGCACAGUGGCCGGUCCUGGUGCUGAAGCUCUCUCCCGUGGCCAGUAACCUUCUCACCCGGACAGUCAUUAGUCGGCUCCCGCUUCUUUUAAUGUAACGACUGUUUAGUUUUUAGAAAAGCUCUUGGUUUACUGUUAUAAAGAGUCUUAACAGAGAUAUUUAUUUUGUAUUUAAUGAUGAUUUAUUUUGACAGAAACCACUCUUAAUGCCUCGAUCAGUACAUAUCAAUAUCAGCGGCGCAGUACAUUGGUUCAGCACAGUUUUGCCACUGUUCCUGUUCUAAUGAAUUAUUAUCUAAUAUUGAUGGAUUUAUUUUUCUUGUUGUCCAACUGUGAAGGAAUUAAUAUUUUAUGUAAAUGCUGCUUAUUGCUUCUCUGCUUCGGGUGGAAAGGGAUGUGUGUUUGCUUACUGAAGCACGUCCGUCUGAUCUGUGUGGAUGUGUUGAAAUGAUCAAGUCUGACUACACUAAGAGGAGACUGUUACUGCGAAUACGCUUUUUCAAAAAUGACAUUCCUGUUCAGGCUAUGAAGAACGUUAUAGAUUGUGAAUGGAUGUUGAGAAGAGCCUUUGAUCAAACAAUAUCAGUUCUAGCUUUCACUUCAACCCAGGCUACCUGAAGCACUGAUGUACUUUAAGACAAGUGGCUGAUUCAUUGUAUCUAAGACGUAUUGUAACUGCGUUUGGGCCUUCUAUGUCAAAUCAGCACCUACAGGGAUAUUUUAACUUUUUAAGGGGUUUUAACUCCUCCGAUGUUACAGCUAGCUCUUUUGGCAUGUUUUGUGUCCUCCCGGUUAAACUAAACAUCCCAAAACACUUUAUUAUUGAUUGGAUAUCUGUUGUUGUUUUUUAA